UUUUGGAAAAGUCCUCAGUUCUAUCAAAAUUUAAGAGGCUUUGUCCUGUUGCUGUCUUUGGGGUGUCUAAUGUACAUGGGACAUUACAAAAAAGACCUUUCCAGGCUUUAUGGCUGGAAAGAAAUAGAAGGAUUUUCAAAGAAGUUGAGAUUAUGGGAUAAAAUCAGAUAUUGGGUAGCAAUUUGAUCAUAUAAUGUAAACGAGUUUAAGGGCAUUUUGUUCGCUGACCUAGUUAGAGACUGGAAUUAGUUUUUGUAAUUUCCUUUGGUUUUUUGUUUGAUGUUGGCGUGUUUUGACUCACACUGUUCUUGUAUUAUUAUUUCCUUAUUAAUACAAGUUUUUGUUUCUUUAAAAAUAAAUAGAGCUGCUACAGUAUCUGGAAUCAUUGAUAUUGUUUCACUACAUUGAGCUAUAUCAUACUAGGUUGAGCGACACACUAGGGAAAUUGUUUGCAUAUAUAAGUAGAACAUGAGAUCAAACUACCAAUUAGUAUGUGUAAUUGUCUUGGUGGCAGCUUAUUUUUUUUCCUUUUUAAACUAUUUUCUAUCAUCUAAAAUUUAUUGAAAGCAUGAGAAGAGCUCUCUUCCUGGAAUAUACCUAGGUGAUGAACUCAUUUGCAGAGUUUUUUUCUUUAAAGUUGACUUGACACUGUGACACAUAUAUUUGAAUAUAUGUUUUAGUUAAUGUAUUGUGUAAACCUCAUAGAACUGAACAAGAUGAUGGUAAAUGGGUUAUCUUAGUUUCUCUGGUAAAUCAAUUUAUCAUUAGUGCUGGAGCUUCUAAAUUUAUUUUCAUUCAAGCAUUUAUGAAAUUAUAAGGUAAUUGCAUCUCUCUUCCCAGUCUGGUCUUAGUUUUUUAAAAUUUUAGCUGUCCUACAUCCCAAAUUUUUGAAACAUGGUCUCGGUUCUUGUUGUAUACUAAUUAAUUGAUUCUCAGCAUGCUUCAUGUCUUUUGUUUACUUGACAAUAUGGAAAUGUUAAUGAUUUUAGCCCAGCUUUUCUCUCAAGUGUUUUUUCUUUUUCUUUCCACGCUUGAGUAGGUUGCAGCACAAACUUUAGUCAAAUCAGUAGUCUAGUUUGCCUCUUUCUUCAGAUAUCUCUUUGAGCCAACAAUUUGGGACUAAGAAUAACAGUGUCUAUGUCACAAAAUCCUGGAUGACCGUUAAAGAGCCAAAUGGUGUAUGGAGUGACGAUAUUUUUACAGUUCAUGGUAUAUUGGAGCAUUUAAAUGUGACAAAGGACUAUUCUGAUUAUCUAUGGUAUAUAUCCAGAAUAUAUAUUUCAGACGAGGAUAUAUCAUUUUGGGAGGAGAAUAAUAUUGGUCCAGCAGUUAAAAUUGAUAGUAUGCGUGAUGUUUUGCGUGUAUUUGUCAAUGGCCAGCUUGAAGGCACUGUGAUAGGCCGUUGGGUGAAGGUUUUCCAGCCUGUACAUUUUGUCAAAGGAUAUAAUGAUCUAGUGUUCUUAUCUCAAACAGUUGGCCUGCAGAAUUAUGGUGCAUUCUUGGAGAAAGACAGAGCAGGGUUUAGAGGGAAAGUUAAACUUACUGGAUUUCAAAAUGGGGAUAUAGACCUUUCAAAGUCUUUAUGGACCUACCAGGUUGGGCUCAAGGGAGAAUUCUUGAAGAUAUAUGCUGCAGAAGAAAAUGAAAAGGCAGGGUGGACUGAUUUAACUCCAGAUGCUGAUCCAUCGAUAUUAAGAGAGUCGCCAUCUAUUUCAGUUCGGGAGUCACAAGAUGAUUCUUAGUUUAUUUACAUUAAUUUACUAAGGAAUGAACUUUAUGAAGUUUUUUUUAUUUUGGUAGGGGUAACCUUAAAAUGAUAACUUUAUGAUUUAUUUUAGUAUUGAACAUUAUAAAGAAUUUUAGCAUUAAACAUUUUAUUAUUGAA
This is a messenger RNA of Humulus lupulus (European hop), 1885 nucleotides long. Its product is annotated as beta-galactosidase 9-like. The coding region runs from base 1155 to 1742 and encodes 195 amino acids. NCBI's taxonomy places the organism in Eukaryota, Viridiplantae, Streptophyta, Magnoliopsida, Rosales, Cannabaceae. The record is from RefSeq and is a predicted model, not a curated record. Gene Ontology annotation, cellular component: vacuole; cell wall. The transcript has 5 exons. Gene Ontology annotation, biological process: carbohydrate metabolic process. Gene Ontology annotation, molecular function: beta-galactosidase activity.